Messenger RNA from Phaedon cochleariae (mustard beetle), 1455 nucleotides. The record is from the annotation of a GenBank genome assembly. NCBI's taxonomy places the organism in Eukaryota, Metazoa, Arthropoda, Insecta, Coleoptera, Chrysomelidae.
AUGACCAGCUGCAAGAUAGUUUUAGAUAACUUCCAUGGAUCUUACUACCCUGGAAACACAAUAUCUGGACACGUUGUUUGCGUAUUCGAUUCCAGUAAAGACUUCAGAGCGAUAAGAGUCAGACUACGUGGAAAAGAGCACACCUCAUGGUGGGAAAGAGAAAGUUAUUAUGACAGCUCAUCAAAGAAGACCAAAUAUCGUAAUGUCCAUUAUACUGGAGACAAUACAAUUUUAUCAUUUGAUAUCACGCUCGUUGGAGAAAGUACAUUAUCACGUGGUCGGUACGAGUAUCCCUUUACAUUUACAUUACCCAGAGAUCUUCCCACGACUUUCGAUGGAAGCUACGGGCAUAUACGGUAUUAUGUCAAAGCUAAUAUCGAUAUACCAUUCGCCUUUGACUACGAAGACGAGAGAUCAUUCACGCUGAUAUCCCUGAUAGAUUUCAACGAAAUCAUACAGCAACUUCAACUGAACCCAGUAAACUACGAAGACGAGAAAAACCUGUGUUGCUGCUGCUGUGCUAGUGACCCAAUAACAAUGAACGUAGAAUAUCAAAAAGAGGCAUUUGUGCUUGGAGAACGAGCGAAGAUCAAAGUUGACAUCACAAAUAUGUCAAAUACAAGCUUAGAAGGACUCCAACUCCAAGUGAACAUGACGAUCGAAUCUAAAGCGACUUCUCCAAGAACCAGGCACAAGCAAGAUACGGAGAUAGUGGCAUCUACUUCAGACACUGGGGUAGGAGCCCAUGGACAAAGAAUUUAUGACUUUGAUUUGUUAAUACCCAUGUCUACAGUACUCCCCAAUUUCACAAGGAGCGCUCUCUUCAAACAGUGGUGCGACAUUAAUGUGGAAGCAGUGAUACCUGGUUGUCAUUCAAACAUGGAGAUCGGCGCUAGUAUAAAGUUGGGACAUAUACCAAUUGGUGGGCCAUCAAAUACUCUACUUCCCCAGGGGGCCAUUAUGACCUCAUCAAUUACCGAUAUUCCUGGAGGUGCAUUCCCACCACAUCCACCCGCAGUAUCAGCUGAUCAGAAGCCGCCUCCGUACCCUGUGGGGGAAGCAGCUCCCCCUUACCCCUUGGGCCCUCCUGGAUUCCCGACUGCCACAGUACCCUCUGAUAUCGGUUUCAAGGUGCCAGGGUCGUCAGGAGGAUCAUCCCCUAGCCUUUCUGGCAAGAGAGUGCCUGUACCUGUGCCUGUGCAUGGUCUUUAUCCUCCCGGUCCUUCUGCUCCUGCAGACCAAUCAGCUCCUUCUGCACCGACCAAAGCGGAAAUGGCGAAAGGUGGUGAUUUUGCGAUGAUUGAUGAAGAAGAUUCUCCGGAACCUCCGCCACCGACUUAUCACGAUGCUCUAAGUGGACCUUCAAGUCCUUACCCUCCUGGGCCACCAGAGAGUCAAAAUAGGCCGCCUGGGGGACAAAACGGCCCAUCAGCGCCUUCAGCUCCGUCUCUAUGA